This is a messenger RNA of Lasiodiplodia theobromae, 342 nucleotides long. Its product is annotated as 50S ribosomal protein L14P. The record is from RefSeq and is a predicted model, not a curated record. Bases 1 to 342 code for a protein of 113 amino acids. The transcript has a single exon. Lineage: Eukaryota; Fungi; Ascomycota; Dothideomycetes; Botryosphaeriales; Botryosphaeriaceae.
AUGUCCAUCGAACGUAACUACGCUUUGGGCGGUAGCUUCGUUACUGGGCUGCUGAUGAAAGCUACCACUGGCUUUGUCUUCGUCGCUGCCAUCGGGAACUUCGUCAUGUCCUGCGUCCAGGGUGUCUUCGUCGAGGCUCAACUCAAAGUCGUUUUCAUCGUCGUCGUCGAAGUUCAACGUCAACUCAUGCGGGAAAAAGGCAUGCGAAGCUGUUAUGAAGAGAAGGAGGCCGUCCCAAUUGAAAACAGCACCGACUGUAGCAUUCACCCGCCGGUCAAAGCCUCGUUGUAUCUCAAUCCGGCGUCCGACUGGGUUACCGCAUUCCAUAUUCUGGAUUCCUGA